Messenger RNA from Quercus robur (English oak), 2361 nucleotides. Its product is annotated as ubiquitin-like-specific protease 1D. Bases 218 to 2011 code for a protein of 597 amino acids. The transcript is spliced from 15 exons. The record is from RefSeq and is a predicted model, not a curated record. Gene Ontology annotation, biological process: proteolysis. Gene Ontology annotation, molecular function: cysteine-type peptidase activity. Lineage: Eukaryota; Viridiplantae; Streptophyta; Magnoliopsida; Fagales; Fagaceae.
UUGACCGCAGAGUGCCACCCUCGCCCCUAAUUUUGCAGCUCACUUCUCUCAUAACAUCCCAAAAUUAUAAAAAGCUGCGUCUCUCUUUUCCCAAACCGAGCCUUAAACACUGAGAGAAACACAGAGACAGAAAGCUCUUAUUGGGCUUUUAAAAUCGAAUUUCAAGAAAUUUAGAGAGAGAGAGAGAAAAAGAGUGUCUGUCAGAGCAUUUCCAUGCAUGGAAGAAGACAGAGCAAAGAAAAGACCUCUAGACCUUGAUUGGGAAAAGCUUCUACCCAAUUCUAGCCAAAACGACGACGACGACGACGACGCACCGCCGGAACUGAUCGUGAAGUCGUCCACCACCACCGCCACAAUGGGCAGUGGCGACGAGCGGCACGAAGACUUCGAGAAAUGGAGCGAUCGGAUGCUGGAAGAGCAGAUAGAGAGAAAGCGGCGCACUUGCGAGACCAUGGGUCCCAGAAUGCCGGACAAAGGGGAGAAGUUACGCCUCACUCUCAAGCGAAUUGAGGACGAGAGAGAGCGCAGGAAACUCGCUCGACCCCAAAAACUCAACUCCUCCUAUGCCUAUGAAGGUGAUGGAUGUGAGAAGCCCACACAAUCAAGGAGCUCAGGUACUGUUGGUGUUUCUAAUGGCUUUAGGGAAGAGUCCACAUCAUCUCAAGCCAAUUCAGGGUCCACAUUUGCUUCUCGUUUAUGUCAAAAGAUGGAAGAAAAUCAGAUAAUUUGUGGGGAAACUGAAGCAUUUAAGGAAGAGUUAUCAGUUUUGAGUCGUUGUGACCGCCGGAAAAUGACAAGUAAGGAAGAGUUAUCACAAAGUAGAAGACAUAGAGGUCGAUCAUCAUCAAAACAAUGGUCUUCUCAACGUCACAACAAACUUUCAAAACAUGCUCUCUUGAAUGCUAAUAAGAAACGUAGAGCUUCUCCUACUUCUUCUCUUCACCAGAAUGGAGAACAUUGGUCCAGCAGCUUCGCCAAGAAAUUGAAGGUUGUGUGGCUGCCAUUGAAUUUAAAGGAUGCUUUUCAAGUCCAUCCAAAUGGUUCAAGGCAUAAGAAGGAGCAAACCGUUGUUCUCAUAGAUGAGGAUGAGUCUCAAAGUCUAAUAGAGGAGGAUGAAUCUGAGAGUCUAGAGAUUACAGAGCGAGUGGACAAUGCUGAAUGCAUGAAAGAUGCAAAGAUCACCUACCCCUCGAGGGAUGAUCCAGAAUCUAUUGAAAUUUGUUACGUGGACAUAAACUGCCUUGCUCCAGAAGGCUAUUUGACAUCAACUAUUAUGAAUUUUUACAUCAGAUAUAUUCAGCUACAAGCAUCUCCUACAAAUAGAGCAAUGUGUGAUUAUCAUUUUUUCAACACAUAUUUUUACAACAAGCUUAAAGAGGCUGUAUCAUACAAGGGAAGUGAUAAGGAUACUUAUUUUGCCAAGUUCAGAAGGUGGUGGAAGGGUGUCAAUAUAUUUCAGAAGGCAUAUGUACUUAUUCCGAUACAUGAAGAUCUUCAUUGGAGCUUGGUGAUUAUAUGUAUCCCAGACAAGGAAGAUGAAACAGGACCAAUUAUUCUUCAUUUGGAUUCAUUAAGACUUCACUCAAGCAGAUCAAUUUUUGAGAACAUCAAAAGCUUUAUGAAAGCUGAAUGGACCUAUUUGGCUUCAGAAGUUGCUCCUUUAAAUCUUCCAAUUGCAGACAAGAUAUGGAAACAUCUCCCUCGUAGAAUUGAGGAGAAAGCAAUAGCGGUUCCUCAACAGAAGAAUGACUCUGAUUGUGGUCUCUUUGUUCUUUUCUUCAUGGAGCGCUUCAUUGAGGAGGCCCCUGAAAGGCUGAAAAAGAAAGAUCUAGCAAUGUUUGGUAGGCAGUGGUUCAAACCUGAGGAGGCCUCUGGUUUGAGAGUAAAAAUCCGGAAGAUACUCAUGCUGGAGUUUAAAAAAGCAUCUGAUGUUAACUGCGACUCAGAAUCUUCCCCUUUUACUAAGGGUGAUGAUCCAGCCAAUAUUGACCACCAGACGGAUUCUGACUGAAUUUGGUGCAGAUGCAACUUAGUACUUUGUCGGGAAAUGGACGUGUCAUAUAUGUACAGGUCAUAUGGCUAAUGCAAGUACUUUGCUUCUGACCUUUCAUUUAGUCAGUGUAUCAAUGGUAAAUCAGCUGUGUAGAGAUUCUUCAAAUUAGUUUUGUAUAGCUUGAAAACGUAGGCGCAAAUAUCAUUACUGGAAGAGGUGUAAACGCCAGUUCGUCUGGGUCACUGAGGCACAUCUUGGUCAUUAAGUACUGACCAGUUUUGUGGGCUAAAAGCCCAUUUAAAUUGCUUCACCAGAUGUAAAGAGGAACUUCAGUGAUUUUUGAAAAUAGUUAAUAAUUUUUCAUUUCA